GCACCUGCCACCGCGGACCCCAAAGCACUUGACCACCGCUCCGCACGCAGGGUGUGCAGCCCCGCACUGCCGCACCGGGAGAGCUGCUGCGGCUGCCCGCCCCCACGGGCUCGCUCCUGGCCUUGGGGGCUCCUUACCCGCUCCCCGUCAAGGGCCCGUGGGCUGAGCCAGGUGGACGCGCUGGCUCGGGGCCUGAGCCUGUUGGAUUCACGUCCUCGCAACCCCGAGAAGGGCCGGAGCGUUGGCAGGCAGCGCCGCGGCCCGGCUGUGAAAUGCCUCCGCGCAGCUGGGAGAUCCUGGCCCGGCCCCUCCCAGCUGAUCGCGCCUGUUGCACAAGAAUAAGAGGCGCUGCGCAGCUGGGGGCAGCGGAGAACCAGGUAGAAGGUUGUCGGCGCUGCGCAGCUGGGGCGGGCAUCCAGGGCUCCUCCAGCGCCAUAGGCAGGCGAGUGCGGGGGGCAGGGCGGGAUUCAUACUUACUGAAGAUGUCAAACAUGGGAGUGAUGUCCACCUGCUUCUGUGUCCGUUCUUUUGUACACCUGCUUAGGCCAGGAGUGCAGAAAAUGGGCUAUUUCCAAAUGCACACUGCAUCCAGGUGUGCUGCUAAGAAUCACUACGAAGUGCUGGUGCUUGGCGGGGGCAGUGGUGGAAUCACCAUGAGUGCUCGGAUGAAGCGGAAAGUGGGAGCUGAAAAUGUGGCUGUUGUUGAACCAAAUGAGAAACAUUACUAUCAACCCAUGUGGACACUAGUUGGCGCUGGUGCAAAACAGCUGGCAACAUCUGGACGUCCGACAGCCAGCGUGAUUCCUUCAGGUGUAAAAUGGAUCAAAUCCAGUGUUACAGAGUUGGAUCCAGACAAGAACUGCAUCCAUUUAGCGGAUGACAAAAAGAUAUCUUACAAAUAUUUGAUAAUUGCCCUUGGGCUUCAACUGCAUUACGAAAAGAUUAAAGGUUUGCCUGAGGGUUUUAAUUAUCCUAAAAUAGGUUCCAAUUAUUCAGUCCACACAGUAGAGAAAACCUGGAAGGCUUUGCAAGAUUUCAAGGAAGGAAACGCCAUCUUCACUUUUCCAAACACUCCAGUGAAAUGUGGAGGGGCUCCUCAGAAAAUCAUGUACUUGUCAGAGGCCUACUUGAGAAAGACAGGAAAACGAUCCAAAGCCAACAUCAUCUUCAAUACUUCGCUUGGAUCAAUUUUUACUGUUCAGAAGUAUGCUGAUAGAUUGCUGGAGAUAAUUAAGGCUAGGAAUAUUGUUGUUAACUACAAAUGCAAUCUCAUUGAGGUUCGAGCAGACAAACAAGAAGCUGUAUUUGAGAAUUUGGACACACCUGGAGUGACUGAGGUUUAUCAGUAUGAAAUGCUUCAUGUCACACCACCUAUGGGACCACCUGAUGUACUCAUGAACAGUCCUGUUUCAGAUGCAGCUGGCUGGUUAGACCUAGAUAAGGAAACUCUGCAACACAAGAAAUACCCCAAUGUGUUUGGUAUUGGAGACUGCACCAACCUUCCAACAUCAAAAACAGCUGCAGCUAUAGCUGCCCAGUCUGCAGUGCUUGAUAAAACAAUUUCUUCAGUAAUGAAGAGCCAAUUGCCAACUAAAAAGUACGAUGGAUACACUUCCUGUCCCAUUGUAACAGGCUACGAUAGAGUGAUUCUAGCAGAAUUUGACUACAAUUCUCAGCCUCUGGAAACGUUUCCCAUUGACCAGAGUAAGGAGAGACUACUCAUGUACUACAUGAAAGCUGAUCUAAUGCCUUUUCUUUACUGGAAUGGAUUACUAAAAGGCUACUGGGGAGGUCCUGCUCCUAUAAGAAAUCUGAUGCAUCUUGGUUUCAAAUGAUGAUCCAAUCAACUUUGCUUACUGGCCAGAACUAAGGCUAAGAAAAGGAACAAUUUUUAAAAACACACACCUGUUCUCUCAAAAAUAAUAGCACAUACUUCUGUGGAUAUUGUACUUGAUUUAUCAAAGACCAGGUUUUGCUUCUGGUGAGAAUUAAACCUUGAAUUUAAAAGUAA
Molecule: messenger RNA, 2011 nt
Organism: Malaclemys terrapin pileata
Lineage: Eukaryota; Metazoa; Chordata; Testudines; Emydidae
Gene: SQOR
Product: sulfide quinone oxidoreductase
Exons: 10
Coding region: 273-1835 (520 amino acids)
Cellular component (GO): mitochondrion
Molecular function (GO): FAD binding; sulfide:quinone oxidoreductase activity
Source: RefSeq, a predicted model, not a curated record